AAGGAGAGGAAAGUCAUUUUUGACAGCUCAAAAGCAGACAAAGAGGAAAUGAAAAUCAACAUUCCUUUGAGGCAAUCAUGCCCUCAUGCUGCUCGGAUCCCUGGCUUCCCAUCUGCACCACAACCCAAUAGGUUGAGUCUUGUUCCCAUGUUCCCUAACGUUUCCAGCCUACCGGGUCUCGCAUCCACUGAGGGGGUUACAGCGUUAGAGUGGUUUGUUGACCCCAAGCCUAUGUUUGACCAUAAGGAAGACGUUUUUCCAAAAGACGGAUCACAGCAAGACAAAAUGAAAGCAAUAUUUGCUUUGAUGCCAUCUUGUCCUGAAGGAUCUAUGAAUCCAGGCUUUCCCUCUGUACCUGCGAAGAAGUUUGCAGACACACCAAGCAUGAUCAGUCUUCUGCAGACUUGCCCUAAAGUUUCUAAAGUUUCUGGCUUACCUUCAAGACUUCCUAUCAAUUCAGAUGAAGAUGGCUGGUGUGCAGGCAAGAGGCCACUGUGGGAGAGGCCAUUAAAUAAUAGAGGCACACUAUCCUUUUGUCCAGUGCAAACAUUAUCAUUCAAAGAGAGAGCGAUGAUUACAAUUAUGGUGUCUAUGUUACCACCUUGCCCAAUAAAAGCCACCAUUCCAGGCUUUCCCUCAUCGUCACGGCACAAGUCGGAUAGGGCUCAUGUUAAGGUGAUCCCAAGCAUGGUAUGUCUAUGGCCCACCUGCCCGAAAUAUUCAAGGGCUUCAGGUUUCCCCUCAAGACGUCCAUCCAAGGCAGGACAUGAUGGCUGGCAUGUUGACUGGGAGACAUUGUGGGUUACAUCUUUGAGGAAAGGAGAGGGACUUAAUCUCCAGAUUUCUCCAGUUGACGAUAUGUCUUUCAGAGACAGAGAAAUAAUGACAAGUAUGGUACCAUCAUGCCCAGCCAAAGCCACCCUUCCUGGCUUCCCAUCGGCUCCACAAGCCAAAGCCUCUCACGUUGAAGUAGAAAAAGAGCCAUGCACGACUUCCCUUUUCCCAUCUUGUCCGGAAGUGUCUCGUAUCAUUGGUUUUCCUUCAAGACAAUUGAUCAUGUUGGAUGAUGGUUAUGUAGAGGGCUGGCCGAUGGUCAAGAGUGUAGUCUGGGAGAAAUCACAGACGAGGGUUGCUAAUACUCUGGAAUGCUCUCCAUUUGAGGGAGACUGUUGUUACAGAGACAAAGUCAUGAUAAAGGCAAUGUUAUCUCUUAUACCAUCAUGUCCAUGUUUUGCUUUGAAUCCAGGUUUCCCAUCUCUUCAGACUUGUCCAUCUGAGGAAAUGUCAUUUAGAGACAGAGAAAUAUUGACAAGUAUUGUGCUGUCAUGCCCAGCAGAAGCCACCCUUACUAACUUCCCAUCGGGUCCACGAGCAAAAGAUGCUCAUGUUGAAGCCGAGAAAAAGCCAUGCAUGACUAAUCUUUCCCCAUCUUGCCCGGAAGUUUCUAGUAUAAUUGGUUUCCCUUCAAGACAGUCAGUCACGUCUGAUCACGCUUAUGUAGAGGGCUGGCCAACAGUCAAGAGUGUACUCUGGGAGACACCACCAACGAGGGUUGCUAAUACUCUGGAGACUCUGGAAUGCUCUCCAUUUGAGGGAGACUGUUGUUACAGAGACACACGCAUGACGAGGCUCUCUGUGACUGUACUUUCAUCACCAGUUAUGAGUAGAUUAAAAGAUGACAAAGAGUUUGACAGACAUAUGAUGGCCCUGGAGCCAACAUGUCCAGAAGAAGCCAAAAUACCUGGUUUUCCCUCUGCCCCAAGACCCAAGACAAAGCAAUACAUCACUGCUACAGAUAAAUCAUCAUGCUCCAAUGUUGCCAAAGUCUCUGGCUUUCCCUCUUUACAACCAGAGAAAGUAGAUAAGGUUUUAGUAGAGAACUGGGCUGUAGAAGAUGGACCAUUAUGGCAGCAAACACAGAAAGAGAUUCCAGCUAUUGGAGUCAGUAGAUCAGAUGAUGCCAAAGGAAUGGCAGCUAUGCUACUAUCUUGCCCAAAAGACGCUAGUAUACAUGGCUUUCCAUCAGCACCAUGGCCUAUAGAAGAACAAGAGCCAAACAUGCCCAGUCUUUUGUUAACUUGCCCAAUGGUUACACAUGUCCAAGGGAUUCCAUCCACAAAGACGCAAAAUCAAGAGGAUCCUCCAAUUCAUCAGUGUCCUGUGGAGGAGAAGCCAUUUUUGGAAAAGUCACUGAAAGAGAAAACAGUGCCGUCUCUGGCUCCCACUCAUGAUGAAUUAGAGAAGGGAAUGGUGUCUAUGUUGCCAUCUUGCCCAAGUGAGGCCAUUGACCCUGGCUUUCCAUCGACACGUUGUCAAACGCCUCUCGACAGUGAUUCGUCUAUAAGUCAACAGUCAAGUCGAGGUGAAAGGAUGGAAUGGGCAGAGGAGAUAUAUGACUGCAAGGAGGGCCACACAGAGCAUAGCCACAAACCCAAACGAAUCGAAUCAGUGGUGAAUGAGAACAAACAAGAAUUUAAACAUGGCUCAGUUUUGGAGAGGCUCAAGGAAGAGGGUGUCAUUCAGACCAGAUAUGAGGCGCAAGAAGUGGGCAUUCUAGAAAGAGGACACUUGCACUGCCGAAUGUGGCACUCCAUUCCUACAGACAUGCCAUUGUUCUUGACUGUCAGAGAGAGCCCUUCGUGUCAGUCUCCCGCUCAAGGGGGACAGCCAUUACCGUAUAGGAUGGGAGCAGCUGUUGACAAUGAGCCAAAAGACAUUUCACAAAGCCAGAUGGCGUGUGAGGUUGUGGCACGAGUAGAGUAUCAAGUUGUAGAAGACCUGGACAUGAUAUGUGAGGAAGAAGCGGUAGAUGAAGUCUCAGAGUCAGUCUCUGGAAUAGAGCAUUCUGGGAAGGAAGAGGUUACUGUGGCUAGGCAGGUGAAAGUUUAUGAGAUGCGACCUCAAAAUAUGGCUUCAUCAUCACCAAGAGUUGCCAGUGCACCAGGGUUUCCAUCCACUCAAGCAUCCUUUUCAGAAGCUCAAUUGGAAGACUGCCCAGUGGACACGAGCAUAUUAUGGGAGAAACCAACAAAGGACGGUCCACAGCUAGCCAUGGAUAGAUCAAAAGAGGAGAGAGACAUGGUGAGACUUAUGGCAGAUAUAGUCCCAUCUUGCCCAAGAACUGCCAGCAUUCCAGGCUUCCCGUCUACACACCUGUCCAAAGAAGUCGAGGUAGAGAGGGAACCUAACAUGGCAGAUCUAAUGCCAAGAGUGGCUGGCACACUCACAUUCCCUUCUCUUGAAAGUCAGGUAGAGGAGUGUACAGUCAACACUGAGGCAAUUUGUGAGAAGACAGUGAAGGGGAAAGAAGGGGUGACCAUUAGGUCCAGUCCACAUUUGGACAGAUUACAAGAAGAGCUAAUGAAACACAUGGUGACUGUGGAGCUAUCGUGCCCUACUGCAGAAAGUAUUCCCGGCUUCCCCUCUGCACCACACCCCAAAGCUGAGGUAGAUCUAAGUAUGUUGAGUCUUGUGCCCGCUUGUCCUAAAGUAUCCAGUCUCCCGGGUUUCGCAUCCACUGAGGGGGCUGCAACAUUAGAGUGGCUUGUUGACCCUAAGCAUAUGUUUGAGCACUUGGAGAAAAAGAAGAAGAAAGAAGAAGAAACUCGUUUUCCAAAGGACACAUCAAAAGAAGACAGUGAAAAAAGGAAAGCAAUGGUUGCUUUGAUGCCAUGUUGCCCAAAACCAUCCCUGAUUCCUGGUUUCCCCUCUGCACCACAUCCAGAAGCUGAAGUGGGGACAAGUAGUGUGAAUCUUGUUCCCUCCUGCCCUAAAGUUUCUAGUCUCCCUGGUUUUCCAUCCAUUGAGAAGGAUAGGGAAGCAGGGUGGGUUGUUGAUCAGAGCUCAUUGUUCAAGAUACCGUUAAAGGAUAGGAAAGUCAUUAUUGACAGCUUAAAGGUAGACAAAGAAGAAAUUAAAACCAACUUUUCAAUGUGGCCUUCGUGUCCUGACGCUGCAAGGAUCCCUGGCUUCCCGUCUGCACCACAACCCAAUAUGUUGAGUCUUCCCACUUUCCCUGAAGUUUCCUGUCUCCCUGGUUUCACAUCUACUGAGGGGAUUACAACAUUAAAGUGGCUUGUUGACACCAAGCCUAUGUUUGAGCACUUGCAGAAGAGUAAGAAAGAAGAAGUUUUUCCAAAAGACAAAUUUAGGAAGGAAGACAUUGAAAAAAUGAAAGCAAAGGUUGCAUUGGUGCCAUGUUGCCCAGAAGCAUCCAUGAUUCCUGGCUUCCCCUCUGUACCGCAACCCCAAGAGAUAUAUUUUGAGCCAACUAUACUCAGCUUUCUUUCAUUGUGUCCAAAAGUCUCCAGUAUUGCAGGUUUCCCAUCUCGUCAGCAAACUGACAGAAAAGAUUGGCACACAGAUCUGCCCCAGGAUCAUCAGCCAUUUUGGGAGAAGCAAAUGAAGGUGAACCCAGUUUUGAAAAUGGAAAGGUCAGAAAAAGAACAAGCCGAGACGAAAGGAAUGGUGGCUCUCGUACCAUCUUGUCCCAAAGUGGCUCGGACUCCUGGUUUCCCAUCUGUAUCACAACCCAAAGAGGUAUAUUAUGGGCCAAGUAUUGUCAGUCUAUCAUGUCCAAAAGUCUCUAGUAUUGCAGGUUUCCCAUCCCAUCAGCAAACUGACAGAAAAGAUUGGCACACAGAUCAGCCUGAGUAUCAUCAGCCAUUAUGGGAGAAGCAAAUGAAGAAGAAGAUGAUGUUAUUGAUGGAAAUAUCAGAAAAACAGAAACAAGAUAUGAAUGAAAUGUUGGCUCUGGUACCAUCUUGUCCGAAAGUGGCUCGUAUCCCUGGUUUCCCAUCUGUACCACAACCCAAAGAGGUCUAUUAUGGGCCAAGUAUGAUCCGUCUAUCAUGUCCAAAAGUCUCCCGUAUUGCCGGUUUCCCAUCCCGUCAGCAAACUGACAGAAAAGAUUGGCACACAGAUCAGCCUGAGUAUCAUCAGCCAUUAUGGGAGAAGCAAAUGAAGAAGAAGAUGAUGUUAUUGAUGGAAAUAUCAGAAAAACAGAAACAAGAUAUGAAUGAAAUGUUGGCUCUGGUACCAUCUUGUCCGAAAGUGGCUCGUAUCCCUGGUUUCCCAUCUGUACCACAACCCAAAGAGGUCUAUUAUGGGCCAAGUAUGAUCCGUCUAUCAUGUCCAAAAGUCUCCCGUAUUGCCGGUUUCCCAUCCCGUCAGCAAACUGACAGAAAAGAUUGGCACACAGAUCAGCCUGAGUAUCAUCAGCCAUUAUGGGAGAACCAAAUGAAGAAGAAGAUGAUGUUAUUGAUGGAAAUAUCAGAAAAACAGAAACAAGAUAUGAAUGAAAUGUUGGCUCUGGUACCAUCUUGUCCGAAAGUGGCUCGUAUCCCUGGUUUCCCAUCUGUACCACAACCCAAAGAGGUCUAUUAUGGGCCAAGUAUGAUCCGUCUAUCAUGUCCAAAAGUCUCCCGUAUUGCCGGUUUCCCAUCCCGUCAGCAAACUGACAGAAAAGAUUGGCACACAGAUCAGCCUGAGUAUCAUCAGCCAUUAUGGGAGAAGCACAUGAAGAAGAAGAUGAUGUUAUUGAUGGAAAUAUCAGAACAACAGAAACAAGAUAUGAAUGAAAUGUUGGCUCUGGUACCAUCUUGUCCGAAAGUGGCUCGUAUCCCUGGUUUCCCAUCUGUACCACAACCCAAAGAGGUCUAUUAUGGGCCAAGUAUGAUCGGUCUAUCAUGUCCAAAAGUCUCCCGUAUUGCCGGUUUCCCAUCCCGUCAGCAAACUGACAGAAAAGAUUGGCACACAGAUCAGCCUGAGGAUCAUCAGCCAUUAUGGGAGAAGCAAAUGAAGGUGAAGCCUGUUGUUAUAAUGGAAAGAUCAGAAAUAGACAAAGAAAGUAUGAAAGGAAUAGUGGCUCUAGUUCCAUCCUGUCCAAAAAUGUCUCUGGUGCCUGGUUUCCCAUCUGUACCACAACCCAAAGAGGUCUAUUAUGGGCCAAGUAUUGUCAACCUUCUGCCAUUGUGUCCAAAAGUCUCCAGUAUUGCAGGUUUCCCAUCCCGUCAGCGAACUGACAAACAUUAUUGGCACACAGAUCUGCAUGAGGAUCAUCAGCCAUUAUGGGAGAAGCACAUGGAGGUGAAGCCAGUUGUGAUAACGGAAAGAUCAGAAAUAGAUAAAGCCGAGAUGAAAGGAAUAGUAUCUCUGGUACCAUCUUGUCCGAAAGUGGCUCGUACCCCUGGUUUCCCAUCUGUACCACAACCCAAAGAGGUAUAUUAUGGACCAAGUAUCAUCUGUCUUUCAUGUCCAAAUGUCUCCAGUAUUGCAGGUUUCCCAUCCAAACAGCAAACUGAAGGAAAAGAUUGGCACACAGCUCCACCCAAGGAGCAUCAACUAUUAUGGGAGAAGCAAAUGAAGAAGCUGAUUUUGUUAAUGGAAAUAUCAGAAAAAGACAAACAAGAAAUGAAAGGAAUGGUGGAUCUGGUACCAUCAUGCCCUACUGCAGCAAGUAUUCCUGGUUUCCCCUCUGCACCACAUCCCAAAGCUGAGGUAGAUAUAAGUAUGUUGAGUCUUAUGCCCACUUUCCCUAACGUUUCCAGUCUCCCUGGUUUUGCAUCCACUGAGGGGGCUAAAGAAGACAUUGACAAAACAAGAGCAAUGGUUGCUUUGGUGCCAUGUUGCACAGAAACAGACGGGAUUCCUAGCUUCCCCUCUGCACCACAACCUAAGAAGGAAGUAAAUAGUGUGGAUUUCACACAAUCGUGCCCCAAAAUCUCCAGUCUACCAGGUUUGCCAACUACGGCCAAAGUCCCAACAGGAAAUUCGCAGGUUGAACAGAAGCAUCUGUUUGAGAAGACACUGAAAGAUGAGACCAUAAGAAUCCAAGAUAGGUCAGCAGAAUUCAAAGGAAAUAUGAAAAAUAUAGUGGCACGUGAGAGUCUCACUCCUGGGUUCCUGUCCUUACCACAACCUAAAGCAAUGGAAGAACAAACCAUGUCUGCUCUACACCCAUCUUGUACAAAUGAAUCUACAGUAGCUGGAUUACCUUCUAGACAGCCAAUUGAAUUAGCUCUGGCUCGGGGAGAAGAAUCUGUGAGUUCUAUGCAGCCAUUGUAUGAAAAACCCUUGAAGGAUAGGUCAGAGGAUACUGUACUUUCCAAGCCUGACCUAGGCAGUGCAGUUGGAGAUGAAGGCCUUAAAACUAUGGUUGCACUGGCACCAUCUUGCCCCGAGGCAGCAAGCGUUCCUGGUUUUCCAUCUGUGCCCCCUCACAGUCCAGAGUCUGUAGAGGCACAUGAGACAGAUAUGCAGACAAAGGAGAAAGAGGUUGCUGGAGAACCAGCAGAGUAUGUUCUAGAUAAGGGUGUCCUCAGCAGCCCACAAAUAGAGAAGUCCACACCUAAGGAGAUCCCAAAGCCCUCAGCAGUGUCAGAACCAGAGCUAGUCUUGGGGUGGGAGGUGCUGGAGGCUGAUGGUUCUGUGGCAGAGAAGCCAGAGGAGGCCUCUGGCCUUCUACAGAAUAUUGUUGAUGUCUUCUCCAGAGGUUAUGAAACAGUAGCAGCCAUUUUGGGUCCGUCUGGUUCACCUCCAACAGAAGAUGUAGACAGUGGUGUUGUGGAUCCAGAGGACAGUGCAGUCCCAUCAGAGAGCUCCUCUGAUCCUGUCCCAGAUAUAUCUAUCCUUGUUCAGGAAGCAGUGUCUGGAGAGGCACCGCAUGUUGAGGGUGAAACCAAUCCAACUAUAGAGCUCCCAACCACACCUGAGCCACCCUUGUUGACGGUGGAAGACAAGCAAUCCAACUCUCCAUCGGCAGUGAGACAAGACAGUGAGGAUGGGUUCAUUGGAGUCGAAGGCCCAAGCAGUAUGAGAAAAUGGCCGCCGUUGACGGAGGCUGACCUUACUGAGAUCUCCAGAGGAGAGUUUGUGGUAACUGGGGAAGAAGAGGUUACCCUUGACUCAUGGGCACAAAUAGGGGAGAAGUCAACAUUCAAAGUGCAGGAUGAUGUUGAAGUUUUUUCAGCAAGGUCACCUAUCAAGACAGAAUUAUCACCUUCAUCACACCUGGACAAGGGCCCCCAACACACAAUCACAGAAGAAGCCUCCGGCCCUACCUCACAACCUACUGCAGACAAGUUGCUGGUAGAGGACAAGUCUGAAGAAUAUAUAGUACCCAUACCAGAUAAACCCUCUGAUGAUCAGACUGUCACCCCAGUCACCUCAGUUGAAACACAAUCAGAAGUUGACCCCUCUCAGAGAGGCAGAAAGAAAAAAAGAUCCCUUCCACGAGAGUCUCAACAAAAAGCAGAUGGCCAAGGAAGUGUGGCUACCCAGGAUGUCGCUGCACAGGUAACGACUAAACUGGUCGCUCCUCAUCGUGUGAAGAAAAAAGAGGGAAGUCUUCUUCCAGAAACUCAACAGGAAGCUGAUGAUCAAGGGAUUGUAUUUAAUGUAGUCCCUUCACAGCAUCUAAGGAGAAAAGACAGCCUCAGUCCAGAGCGCAAACAAAAAUCGGAGAAUGUGUCUGCACAGAAGCCCAUUGAUGUAGUCACUUCCUGCUGUCCGAAGAGAAAAGACAGUAAUCUUCUAACAGAACCUCUAGAGAAAGCUGAUGAUCAGAAGGGUUUCGCUGCCCAGGCAGCUCCUCAGGUGGUCCCAUCACGGCCUGGCAGUAAAAGAGACCGUAGUCUUUCAACAGAGCCCCAACAGAAAGCUGAGGCCCCUGUCCAGGCGCACACAGAAGUGGUCCCUCCUUGCCGUACUAAGAAAAGAGACCGUAGUCUUCCAGCAGAGUCUCCACACCGACCUUUGAGGAGAAAGGAAAGCUUCACUAAAGACACAUCAACACAGGCAACUAGCCUGGUCCCACCUCCGCGCCCAAGGAGAACCUCUAGAGCCUCCAGUGCAGAACCUUCAGAGAAACUUGGCCAGGGAGCCACUGAACUGAUUCUACCACAGCCAACUCAGAAGGCUGAUGAGCCAGAGAAUUUGAUUGCCCAGGCGUUCACCAAGCUGAUUCCACCUCAGCGCACAAGGAAAGCAUCUUUCUCUACCGAACAUCGACAGAAAGCUGACGAUUUAGAGAGUGCUACUGGUCAGGUCACAACUGUCCCCCUAACACCAGAUCAUGUACCGACAGAGUCGUACACAGACUUUGGUGUGAGAGAGACUGCCCCCCUCUUGAUCAUCAGAAAAAUAGCCCCGCCAAGGCGCAGCAAGAAAACAAAUUCUCCCCCAGUGGAAUCAGGCAAAGCAGAAGAUGUGGUUGUAGAGGCCCUGAAUGCUGCCAACCAGGGGUCUGCAGCACCAUCCCAGAUAGAGGAUCUGAUGAUAGACUCGAUUGAAAAGGUUGAGACUGAGAUGCAGUCUCAGAAAGUUACAGAAAUGGCCACUGAGCCAGUUGAAGAAAAGCCACACUUUGAAGGGGUUGCCGUGAAUUUGACAGUAAUUUAUAGGCCUCUCAUUGACAAUGCAGCUCAGAAGGUAUCGACAGAGGACACUGCGCCAGAAGUAAAGACUGAGGACAAGCAGGAGUACUUACCAGUCCCAAAGCCUCGUGGGAAACGAGACUCGACCCCACCUGUCCAUUUAGAUGCUACCAGACCAAAGACCUGGCAUGCCUCUAGUGGGGAUGACAACGAUUCUGCCAGAGAGAGAGGACGUUCACUUGCAGCCUCAGCCUCUGUGCUGGAACCACCUCGACGCAGCAAGAGGAGCAGUAGUCUUCCUCCCGUACCCCCUGGGUGCCAGCCUGCAGCAUCUGGUGAAGUGGUGGUUGCUCCUCUGCGUAGGAGGAGGAGUAGACUAAACAUAGAACAAUCAAGCGUGCCUGUUCCAGUUCCCCGCUCGAAAAAACGCCUGAGUUCCUCUUUUUCCGAUGGAACUCCUUCAAUGGACUCCUCAUUCACUAGGCAGACAGAUUCCCUUGAGGACUCGUUGUCUCUCUCUCAGGAAGACAAACAAGUCACCAGUCAGGAAGCCACAGAGGGUUCAAUAUCAUUAACCUCAAGCAUGGUCUCCGAAGGGAGCUUUGUCACAAUUCUUCACUCAGAGGAGAUAUCACCAGAAGUUAUUGUCUGUGAAAAGGGACUGGAGGAGAGUGGGGAGAGCUGGACCUUCACAGAUACCGCUAUGGUCACUGUGGCUUUCACAGAUACUGUAAGUGAGGACAUUGAGAGGGGUUCAGAGGCAGAAACUGUCUUUGAGAAGGGACUGGAGGAGAGCAUGGAGAGCUUGACCUUUACAGAUACUGCCAUUGCCACUGAGUCCUUCACAGAAACCCCUAAGUUCUUCGCCGACACUGUUAGUGAGGACAUUGAGAGGGGAUCAGAGGCAGAAGUUCUUGACCAGACCUCUCCAACCACUGCUACACCAGCUGAGGACGACUGGUUACAUGUUAAGGGAGCCAAAGAGACCGAGAAGAUGGAGAUAGAGAGAGAAUACAUGGGGGUUGAAGAGGUGGACUUUGGCUUUGAGUCAGUAGACGUAGCUGCCGGUGGCUUAGAUGAAGAGAGGCAGCAGGAGGCAGCAGAGGAGCCAACAACGCCUGAACGCAGACCUGCAAACUCUCAGGAAAUGGGUCAAGACAGUGCUGCUUCUCCAGAAGGCCUCAUGGCCAGUCCUGGCCUGGUCACUUCCAGCCAGUCACUACUGGAGUGGUGUCAGGAGGCCACCAAAGAACACAAGGGGGUCAAGAUCACUAACUUCAGCACAUCCUGGAGGAACGGCCUGGCCUUCUGUGCCCUUCUACACCACUUCCACCCGGACAGGAUAAACUUUGAGAUGCUGGACCCUUAUGACAUCAAGCGCAACAACAAGAAGGCUUUCGACGGCUUUGCUAAGCUGGGCAUUUCUCGGCUGAUGGAGCCCUCAGACAUGGCCCUCCUGGCCGUACCUGACCGCCUCAUUGUCAUGACCUACCUCAACCAGAUCCGCACCUACUUCUUGGGCCAGGAGCUGAGCGUGCUGCACAUAGAGGCGGACAGCAGCGAGUCCAGCUACGGUGUGGCCGGGGAGAGCAGGGAGGGCCCCGACCCGGAGGCCGCUGCACGCUACUGUCAACGGAUCCAAGAUGAGACCCUCACAAUGAACACCAAUGGGGGCGCUGCAGAGAAGGAGGCGUAUAGUGAAACUAAGGGGGGCACCAAUGGGGACGUGGUCCCGCCCCCUAGAACCAAACGGCUACAAGCUGCAGGGGCAGGAGGAGGGGCCCAGGCCCCCGUCGCACCCCCCAGGACACACUUCUUAUCUGCCAAGUCUGGGUUCUCCCAGCUAAAGGAUGCAGAUCUGGUUAAGAAGCGGCGGUCGCAACGCAGGUCAAUAGACGAGGCAGACACACCCGAGGUUGCUACAGGUCAGGAAGAGGGUGGAGCUACCAGAAGGAAAUCAGAAACAGAAUGGGAAGCUGGUGAAGAAGGACGAUCGGCUGAGGAGGGGUGCCAGGACGCCAGCCAGUAUGCACUGAGUGAGAUGAAGGCCCUGGAGACGGAACAGAAGCACAUUGACAGCAGGGCAGACAUAGUGGAAAGGAGACUACGCCGACUGAUGGAGUCAGGUAGUGACAAGAUGCAGGAGGAGAAGCUGAUUCAGGAGUGGUUCACUCUGGUCAACAAGAAGAACGCCCUCAUCAGGAGACAAGACCAACUACAGCUACUACAAGAAGAGCAGAACCUUGAAACGAGGUUUGAGAUGCUGAACCGAGAACUGAGAGACAUGAUGGCUAUUGAAGAGUGGCAGAAGACAGCGGCCCAUAAGCACAGGGAGCAGCUGCUACUGCAGGAGCUGGUGUCUCUGGUCAACCUGAGGGAUGAGCUGGUCCAUGACAUGGAUGCCAAGGAGAAAGGGGCUCUGGAGGAGGAUGAGAGGCUGGAGAGAGGCCUGGAGCAGAGACGCAGGAAGUACAGCAAGAAGAGCAAGGAGGAGAAGUGUGUGCUGCAGUGAGGCCUGGCGCUGGACACACCUGAACCAGGCAGCCCUGUGGAAGGUCACCUGGGUGCACUUUGGGACUGAUGCCGUAUGUGUGUGGCUCCUGACAUCAACACUGCAUGGAAGAGAUUGAGAACAGUGUUAUGUGACUGCACUAAGAGGACGGAAAACGAUGUUCGCCCCUCCCACCACACCCCUCCAUGAUAUGACUGAGCCUCAAUCCAACCUAUGACCGGUUAUGAUCAGUCGCUUUGCUCUUCAGAUUGUGUUUGGAUUGGAUUGAAGUGUUUUUCUUGACACAUAUUUUUCUAUAUGGAUGCAGAGUUUGUGUGUACCUGUGUUUGUGCGUGCGAAUGUGUGCGCUGAUGCGUGUCUUUGUGAGUGCAAUCUAUGACUGUAUGGCGUUAUUUUGUGUGUUAACGUCGGGUCACAAAGACAUAUCCCUAUCUAACCUAUCACCAGAUAGUUGCCUUACUGUAGAAUCUGUUACAGGAGUGUAUGGUUUCAUGGGUUACGUAUAAAAGGUGUUUUCCACUGAAUGGCAUAUUAUGGACGGGACAGGGCUCCAGUUACCAUGUAUAACAAAGACCAACUUUAGGCCCAUGCAGCAGGUGGAUUGAUUCACCCGUCUUCACCUACAGUUACAUGAAACUGACAGGAGCGGUCUGUGAUUUAUUGCCAAUUACAAUGGAGAGAUGGACGGGAAGUACUCAACUUGUGCCAAAGAAAUAUUGCAAAAAAAAAGGGAUCUUUCUUAUUUCUUGCAGUGUGUUGGCUUGCCCCCUGCAGACGGCACGCAGCAAACAUCUGUUGUCUCGAUUGUUUAUUGAUGCGGAUGUCGAGGAAAGAAGAAAACUGACAUUGUCGACAAGGUCUUGGUAUGGAAGAUGUUAAAUGUUGACUUGCAGGGCUCCAACGCUCAACCAGAGAGGGAGAUUGUGGGGAGGAAAGGGGAAAGAACUGUGGAGUCUAUACGGUAGCAAGUUUCGUACCUUAAAGCUCGGUGUCUGAAUGAACAAAACCGUUUUAACUUAUCCAAAAUAAUUUAUGGUUUUAUUUAUUGAAUAGGUAUUCAACAGAUAAUCUUACAGAUCCAGCCUUUUGACCAGACCCAUAUUUUUUUUUUUAAUGACUGGAUGUAGGAACUUUGUUUCAGGUCUGGAUAUGUUUAUGCAGUGAGUUUGAGUUCAGUUACUGUUUUGUGACAUUAGCCUUGUAAUGUCUUGUUUUCCAUUGAUUUUGUUUUGUUGUUUUAUUAAUUCAGUGAAUUGACACAGAAGCUGUGGAGUCUGAAAAGGAAAGGAUCUAAAAUACUAGAGAACAGCAAUAUUCAGAACAGAAAACAUCAGGCAAAUGCAUGCUUUGUAGUAUUACUAUAUAUAGUUUUAUGCACGUGGUUAUGACAGAGGAUAAAAGUGUAUGCAGUAAACAAUUAACCCUAACACGGUCUAAAAAAAAAUACACUUAGGAAAAUAUUCUAAGAUUAAAACACCAGCACUUCCUUACUGCAGUAUUACUAUCAUUUGGCCAAGAUUGGACCAGAGGUUGAUAUUAGCUUGACCUCUGCGGAGCAACACACCAGAGUAAAAACUAGACUCUGUCCUGAGUGAUUUUGGGAUGCCAUUUGACUGAGAGUGAAAAAGAAUUGACGGUGAAGUGUUUGAACUUGUGUUCCAGUCUGUGCCUCCUCUGCCACCCUGUUGUUAGUUACUGUGGUAAUGUUUACUAUUCCCUGUGUGAGUUUGAGAAAUGUGCUUUUGAGUUUUCUGAAAUAGCUUUUUGGGGAAGUGUUUUUGUUUGUUUUAAUGUUACGUACAUUUGCACUAUUUGUAAUGUUUGGAAAAUAAAAGCUAUUUUGGAUGA
Messenger RNA from Oncorhynchus gorbuscha (pink salmon), 13734 nucleotides. RefSeq names its product EH domain-binding protein 1-like protein 1. The record is from RefSeq and is a predicted model, not a curated record. The transcript is spliced from 21 exons. Bases 49 to 11886 code for a protein of 3945 amino acids. Gene Ontology annotation, molecular function: protein binding. NCBI's taxonomy places the organism in Eukaryota, Metazoa, Chordata, Actinopteri, Salmoniformes, Salmonidae.